Messenger RNA from Mesorhabditis belari, 690 nucleotides. The record is from the annotation of a GenBank genome assembly. Lineage: Eukaryota; Metazoa; Nematoda; Chromadorea; Rhabditida; Rhabditidae.
AUGGUUGCCGAGGCUCUUCAAUCUGGGAAACCGAGGCUCUUGUUGACGGCUGCUGUGGCGGCCGAUGUGGAUAUGAUGACCGGCUACGAUGUACCGGAAAUGGUCAAUUCUCUCGACUUUCUCAACGUGAUGACUUAUGACUUCUGGUACCCCUCUGCUAGUGGUGGGGAAACGGGAACGAAUUCGGCUCUAUAUAAUAGAGCCGGUUUGCUACCACCACAAAGUCAAUACAAUACGAACUGGACUGCUCACGCAUGGCACAAUAGAGGAUUCCCCAAGGCGAAAAUUGUGAUCGGCAUUGAACCCUACGGACAUGGAUGGGUGUUGAAGAAUUCAUCUGCCAUUCAACCAGGUUCUAUUGGCAACACCGUGGCUCCCGCUCACCACUUCAGCGACGAAGUCGGCAUGGCUGCUUAUUUUGAGAUUUGUGAAAUGCUGGCUGCUGGAGCGACGAGAUAUUGGCAGGCUGAGCAAAAAGUGCCAUGGUUGAUCAUUGGAAAACAGUGGUGGAGCUAUGAUGAUGUGCAAUCGGUCAAGAUCAAGAUGGCCUACAUCAAGGCGAAUGGCUUUGGUGGAGCGAUGGUGUGGGCAUUGGAUCUAGAUGAUUUCAAUGGGAAAUGCUCGAAUGGUGGAGGGAAACUCUAUCCAAUCAUUGCCACAAUUGCCCAGGAGUUGGCCGGAAUCAUUAUU